Messenger RNA from Daphnia carinata, 3455 nucleotides. RefSeq lists its product as uncharacterized. The transcript is spliced from 3 exons. NCBI's taxonomy places the organism in Eukaryota, Metazoa, Arthropoda, Branchiopoda, Diplostraca, Daphniidae. Gene Ontology annotation, molecular function: protein binding. The record is from RefSeq and is a predicted model, not a curated record.
UCUCUAUUCGGCCGGUAUAAAUAAAGUGACAGCUAGUUGACACAAAGCAAUCGUGACCUACUUAUUCAAGACAUUAAGACCUCAACGACCGUAGGCCCCCAUUGGAUAUUUUUCAAGUUGCGUGGAUAACUAAGGAAAAUUGAUUAUGUCCUGUGAUAUCAGCACGCAAGUUUUGGAAAUACCCACAUUGGGACGGCCUUUCAAAUUGGGAACGCUUUACAACGCACGGACAGAUGAAAUUAUCCCAGGCAAUCCGCUUUGGUCCGAUACGGAAUUAAAGAUUUGCAACAUUACCCGCAAUGAAAGCGCAAUUUUUUCGUUAAUCGCACCGGGUCAAUUAACCGACAAAUUUCACGAACUGAAUGUCAACGGUUCGCUUCAAAUCAAUAUAUUAACGGGAUUGGUCGUACCCAAAGGGCCGGCUGAUUAUUUAACAAAAAGAAAACAAACGUUCCACGAAUCAAAUGUUCACGUCCGAUGCUACCGCAAUACCGCACUCAAAGAAGUCCCCACUCAUCUCUUAGAAGAUGAUCAAUUUUGCUACUCGGACAUAGCAAAAAUAGGCAAGAAUGGCACGGCCACUCACGUCGUGACUCAAAUUCAAUACGGAUCCGAAUCGACGUUCACUUUAACAAAGAAAUACAAGGACGUGAAAGAUGAACAGGAAGCAGCUGAUCAAUUAUCCAACUACGGCGGUCAUUUACUCGAAGUUCUUAGAGGUCAAACGAUGACAACAAACGGCAACAAAUCAAAUGUUGAAUGUCUCUUUAAAAGCGAUUUCCCACUGCCGAAAAAUGUGAAAUGCCCAACAACGUACGAAGAAGCCAUUAAAUUCGCCGGCAAGUUUACUCAAAUCUCGUCUGACUCGAUGGCCAAGGACGGCCCAGCUGGAAACGAGCCACUUGGCGUGCCCUGUAUCGUUUGGCUCUACCCGUUGGUACUCUUGCCAGCUUCCGACGGAGCACCGGCUCUUAAGAAUGAAAUUAACCGAACUCUGGCGUCAGAGUGCGUCAAACACAUGCAGGGCUACGAAGAGGUGGACACGAAACUCGAUUACAUGCUCAACGAUCCGCUCGUGGUAAAAUUAAAUCCCUUUCACGAGAAAUUGCAAGAUUUUAGACAGCAUUUCAGCUCUUUCCUAUCAGAACUCAAUGCGAAAUUAAGAGAAAUGAACUUCAACAUCCGCUGUGGCUUAGACACGGUGGCAUCAUUUAAAAAACUGAUGGGACGUAUGGGCAACGAGCAAUUCGCCUACAAUCCAAAUCGUUUGAACGUGUGGCUGGAAGACAAACACAAGGAGCUCUGCGCGAUGAGGAAAUUUCACGAGCAAAUAACAACCCAUCAGCUGGUGUACACAGACACAGUCAUGCUCUUCCCCAUGGCCGACAUGCUACGUAAACAAACGGCAAAGUUUACAGUACGUUUCGCUUACCAACUCGCGUUCGCAUCGCUGGCACGUCCCGAGCCUUUCCUCGAUGUCGUCAAGAAUCAAACGCUGCACACCGAUGUCAAUGAAGAUCCACCUGAAAAUGAAAAAUUGUGGUGUGAGAUGAAAGAUGUUGUCAAACGGAUCGAAAAAGAGAUCAACAUUUUCGCGGAAUUAAUUCAAGAAAAAACAGAUGCUAAAGGAUUCGCAUUCGCCAUAACCGCACCCGACACGUACAUUGAACUCAGUCCAUCUGAAAUCGAUGCAAAUACAGAUUUCAAAAUGACAGAAUUCAGGAUUAUAAUUACAGAAGACGAUUCAGAUUCCGAUUCGUCUGUCGUUGUCCAUCGGAAGCAGAUCCAUCAUCAUGGAUGGGAUGCCCUGCACAUGUUAUGUCGCCAUUACCCGAUCGAGAAAUUGAUGGACAUUGUUCGACUUUUAGUUGAUACUGAAAUUGAAAAAUCAUGGGACAAAUGUGACCCUCUGCUCUCUCUAGUCCGUUUUUACACCAAAGAUAAUUUAAUCGAUUUCAUUCGGAUCUUUCUCGAACGUGGAAUUGACAUCAAUUGCAAGGACCUCGAAGGAUGGAACGCGCUCAUGUCCUUAUGUCAAUGUUACAAACACAAUUACACCUACAAGUUAAUCGACAUUGUUCGAUUAUUCCUCGAAAAUGGAAUCGACGUCAAUUGCAAAACGAAAAUUGGCAACAACGCGCUCUACUUGUUGUGUCGCAACUAUCACAAAAACGAUUUGCUCGACAUUGUUCAAUUAUUUCUAGAGAGUGGCAUCGAUGUCAACAGUAAAAAUAACGACGGCUGGAACGCCCUCCAUUUCGUUAUUGAAUAUUACCACGAAGAAGACAUGAUUUAAUUUGUCCGCCUGUUGAUUGAAAAAGGCAUCGAUGUCAAUUGCAAAAACAACGACGGAUGGAACGCAUUACUUGCGUUAUGUCGAAAUUACGGCAAAGAUAAUUUCAUUGACAUAUUAAAUCUGUUGCUGGGACGCGGGAUCGACAUCAAUUGCAAGGACAGAUUCGGAGAAAACGCUCUUCAUUACGUAUGCACGUUUUGUUGUCAAGACUACGCGACGGAGAUUAUGGAACUGCUCAUCGCAAGUGGAAUCGACGUCAGCAGCAAAACGGAAGAAGGAUGGAACGCUCUGCUCUUAUUAUGCCGCAAUUAUCAAAAGGACGAUUUAAUUAUCGAAAUUGUCGAAUUAUUUAUCCAACUUGGAAUCGACGUCAAUUGCAAAACUCUCGAUGGAUGGAAUGCCCUCGUCGUUCUCUGCCGCUAUUACAAAAGAGAUAAUCUAAUUGGAGUUGCAAGGCUUUUAAUUAAACACGGAGUGAAUGUCAACUACACGACAUUUGACGGUUGCAACGCUCUCCUUCACGUUUGUCGUUAUUAUUUGAAAGAUAAUCUUUACGAUAUCGUUAAAUUGCUAUUGGAAAAUGGGAUCGAUGUCAAUUGUAAAAGCCAUGCGGGAUUGAACGCACUCCAUUACCUCUGUCAAUACGGCCCCAGGAAAAAUGUGAUAGAAACCAUUCGAUUAUUAAUUGAAAAUGGAAUUGACGUUCACUGGAAGGCCAAAGACGGUUGCAAUGCGCUCAUCGCCUUGUGUCGUGAAUGCGAGAAAGAAAAUUUGGCUGAUAUCGUUCGAUUGCUAUUGGAAAAAGGAAUCGACGUGAAUUGCAAAGAUAAUGAAGGAUGGAAUGCUUUACAUUUCGUCUGCCGAAAAUGUCCAAGAGAAAGUUUAUACGCUGUUGUUCGAUUGUUGAUAAUUUACAACAUCGACAAGAGCGUGAUGACGAUCGGAUUAGCAAGUGCACGUUCCUUCCUUCUCAAUCGCUACACCGAGUACGACGUUAAAGAUGUUAUUCAAAUGCUGUAAAAACGUGAGAUUUCUUGUACUAUAAUUUAAAGUCUGUUUGCGAUAUUGUUGGCUUGAACCUGCUUAAUCUUUAUAACUGUCAUUUUUGUACUUAAUACAUGAUUGUGUUUGGCGAGGUAUACGAUGGUUCCCUCCUCCC